CUUUCGUACAUUGGAUGUGAUAAGCGCUGACACACACCUCCUUCUCCUCCUACAGCUCCGCCCAUGGCAGUGGCAGCACACCUGGGCCACGGAACAGCAGCGGUAAGGUGAAAGAGUACACCGGGUCAGGAGCUUCAGGAAGCGGCGGUGUGAGUGGAGAAGGUGACGGGCCUGUGGUGGACACACUCCGGCUGGGAAAGUUUCAUUAGAAACAGACAGAAUGGGCGAAGCACCGGUGAGUGACGACGGUACGGUGACACGGUCAGCAGAGUACGUAGGAUCUUUUCCCGUGGACGACCAGUGUCUGGAUGACCAGAUAGAGCAGCUCCACACUGAGCUGAAACUCCUGGUGACGUGCAAAAGAAGACGUCCUGUGUCCCUGAAGUUCUCCAUUAAAGGAGUGAAAAUGUACAAUGAGGAUGAAACGACUCUGCUGAUGGCUCACGCCCUGCGUAGGGUCUCUCUGUCCACUGCCCGGCCCGUUGAUGCCCAGUUUGCCUUUGUCUCUCACAACCCUGGCAACUUUGAUGUCCAACUCUACUGCCACGUCUUUAAGGCCAGACACGCCCGAGCAGCCCAGUUCUUGAACCUGCUGCUGUGCCGCUGCUUCCAGCUGUCCUACUUGGAGAAGCAUCCAGAGGAGGUGCAGGAUGAGUCUGCAGGUUCUGCUCCUCGUCGUAACCCCUCGCUCCUCAACCACGGCUUCCCUCUCAGUGUCAGUGCGCUGGUGUCCUUCAGGAGGGCGCCGUUUCAGGGACUCUUGCCAGGCAUCAAGAAAAACCACAAGUCCUCCGACAAUCAACGGAGCUUCCUGGACGACGUGUUUCCCACCUCCUCCCCCUCCCUGGUCCGCAAGAAAGCCAUCCGCACCAAAGCGCUGACCUCGGGGGCGUACCGCUCCUUUACUUUCACUCCGAUCAAACAACGCAUUGUUCAGGAGCGACUCAGUGCAUCAGAAAAGGCAGAAAACAAGCCAACAGGGCGGAGACAUCGUGCUCCCAGCCUGGCCGAAACAGAAGAAGCACUGGCUCAAGCGGUGUGGUCCUGGGCUGGUAUCGCAGUUGAUAGCAGCUACUCUCUGCUGGCUGAUGAUGUUCUGGGUUCAUACCUUCUGUGUCCACAUCCUAAGAAACCCAAGUGUGGUUCCCUCAUCAUUCGCUUCAACUCUGGUCUGGUGACACACCUCAUAGAAAACACUCGUUCAGGGAAAUUCAUGCUGGAGAAAUGCAGGACAGAAUUCAACUCAGUGGCAGAGCUGAUUGAAUACUACACAGAGAUCCUGGAUGAGCUUCCCUGUCUCCUGAGCUCCGCUCGAGUCAACCACUGUUACGAGUGGGAAGAGAAUCCCAGCAAACAACCGUCUGUGAAGCUGCACAAGACUCCCAGCAAGACCAAAACUAAAAGCACCUCCAGAAAGAGAUGGUUCUGAACCCUGGACACUGGAACUAGUUGGACUGCCAACCUGUGAGGAUGUGAAAUAAGCAGCACUUCUACUUUUCUUUUGCACAUACUCUACUUUUUUGUCUUCCUUCACAUGGUUUGGUUUCAUGGGGAUGCUUCACAAACUCUAAUCCACAUAACGACAGUGUUGGCCCAUAAUGUUACUGUUACAUCAAGACCAUGCUAACAAGACCAGUACCAGAGUCAGAGACCUUUGUUCAGACAGCAUUUAGGACUUAAAGCUUAAACCUCUACUUUAGGACGAACGUCUACACCACCUGUGAUGCACACCUUUUCACUCGUGAGGUCAUCAUCAUGUCUCAUGUCAACAGUGACACAAUGAUAGUUUGUGUUACUGUUGACAGUCUGUAAUUUGAGCCGACCUCAUCUCAGGAAAGGUCUGACAUUGGUCUUGUUGGUGCACUUUUGAUUUUAACACAAAUAAUUUAAAAAUGUAGUUAAAUAAGGCACUUAAAGUCCAAGCUCUGAGUCUUGCAGUUUCACCCUGCACCAGCAGGGAUGCAAGGUAUAAACAUGUUUUAGCAGCUUGUGGACAAAAUAAAUCUACACCUGAAGAAAUAUGUUAUGAUUGGAUGCUUUAUCCCAAUGUUUAAAGCACAACACACUGGAAGCAAAGAAUUACUGCGGUUUCCAAUCAGAUAAACUCUAAACUGUCAAGUCACUCAAAGACCUGAGCUGUCUAUUUUAAUGUGCCCUUGUCGUCUCCGUGUGAGAGCACUUAUCUGUCCAGAGUGUAAUAUUUUGUGCUCACUGCUUUUGUCUUUCACUCUGUAUUUUUUUAAAAUAUUUUUAUAUAUGCCAUAAAAGAGGCAAAAGAGGUUAUCACUGUUUUAAUGAUGUUAAAAUUACUGCGUUGUUUUUUGUUUGUUUUUUUAGUGUCGACUUUUUAGACCAGAUGCCAUUUUUCUCCUGCAGUUUGAAGAUAAUAUACAAAUAUAUUUAAUCACAUUUUUAUUGUUUUUAAAUAACAACAAUUCUUCUUUACUUUUACUUUUUUCUUUCAAAUAUAUAAAACCCUGUAAUUUUUGUGUAACUAAACAGUGGUAAACAUGUUUAUAUUUUAAAUAUAAGUGUGUUAGUGAUG
Molecule: messenger RNA, 2545 nt
Organism: Cynoglossus semilaevis (tongue sole)
Lineage: Eukaryota; Metazoa; Chordata; Actinopteri; Pleuronectiformes; Cynoglossidae
Gene: sh2d5
Product: SH2 domain containing 5
Exons: 10
Coding region: 221-1429 (402 amino acids)
Cellular component (GO): postsynaptic density
Source: RefSeq, a predicted model, not a curated record